Molecule: messenger RNA, 1197 nt
Organism: Myxocyprinus asiaticus (Chinese sucker)
Lineage: Eukaryota; Metazoa; Chordata; Actinopteri; Cypriniformes; Catostomidae
Product: coiled-coil domain-containing glutamate-rich protein 1
Exons: 1
Coding region: 384-1013 (209 amino acids)
Source: RefSeq, a predicted model, not a curated record
GAGAAGGGCAGUUAGUAAGGAGAGAACGCGUAGUUUGUUGGCACUUAACCAAAGUAAAACAAACUACAAACAAAUUUUUACCACUCUUUAGUCAUUUAGACAUCAAUUUAGCAUUUGAAACAAGACAAAAAGACACUGGUUACUCGAGGGAAAAAAAAAAGCUGAAGUCUCACAUCAGAGUCAAGCUGCCUCUAAAGAGGGCACUGCGCCAGGCUAUGUGCCAUCGAAAGCCAGUGACCAAGAAAAAAUCGGAAAAGAUUGUAAAAAGGUAGACGACCGAGGGGGUACACUGUGCAGAGACAGAGAGGCACGAGUUACCAAAUCCCUAAGCGAGGAAGAAGCAUCCUUUGUUACCUCCAUAUUAUGUGAGAGCGCACUAAUUGAUGCUUGACGCUGAGAAAAUGUGCGGAAGGGGUAUGAUAUGCCACUGGGAGAUCUACGGGGACAGACACUCCGUAAAGGAAACGGAAAGAGGGAAGAAUGAGUCGAGGAGAAGCAACGGGAGCGGCAAACACAGGUGGCACAAGUGGGGAAGAAGGCCAGCAAGAAGAGCGCACUGUCCAGAAAUGCGCAAAAAGCGCGCAAGACUGUCGCCCGUGCCGACCGCGAUCGUUUCGUUGCGUCCCGUCAACGUCCAGGGCAACCGAGCGCCUGGCAUGAGGGCACCGAGGAACACCAACCAAUUCCUUAUGCAUGAAAAAUACCAGAUGAUGCAUAUGCGAUCGGACUCGGUGGGCACUGACAGCGGGUCCGACUGCGAAAUGGAUUUCGUGGACAUGGACUCGUACCUGGGUGUGCUCGAGAACGCUAGAGGCGCACUCUUGGACAGUCCGGAAUUGCCGCCCACAUUUUACGCACGACAGCUGAACCCAUGCCAGUCAUUUUCAUUCUUCAACUUCGAUCAAGAAGAAAGCAUGCAGUAUUUUCCAUCCGAAGACGACAUGAUGCAAAGCGAAGAUUUCAUGCAAAGGGACUUUAAUCAGUUUUGUGACACAGUGGCACCUUGUAUUUAAACACCUGCCACUAGGUAACAUGUUUACAUCAUAAAUGUGAUAAUGAACUGGUUGUGACUUUCAGAACAAAAUCUGUUCAGUUGCAAUGUUAAGACAUUUCUUUGUUUAUUCUGUAUAAUAUUCUGAUCUCUUGUGACGAGCAUAACUAUGUGACAGUUUUUCAUAAUAAAUCAGCACUUUUCUA